Molecule: messenger RNA, 1578 nt
Organism: Geodia barretti
Lineage: Eukaryota; Metazoa; Porifera; Demospongiae; Tetractinellida; Geodiidae
Source: the annotation of a GenBank genome assembly
AUGGAGGUUGCACGCGCCGGGCCAGACCGGCGAAGUGAGACCAUCGUCCGUCCGCCGUCGGACAGCCCAGACGGCACUAUUCCCGCCCCCGGCAUCGAACAGAUCAUCGGCGAGGCGGCUGCCGGCCUGCGCGGCCUCCAGCGCGACGACGGCCAUUGGGUGUUCGAGCUCGAAGCGGACGCGACCAUUCCCGCCGAAUACAUCCUCCUCAAUCACUUCCUGGAUGAGAUCGAUCCCGAGACCGAGGCGCGGCUCGGCACCUAUAUCCGCGCCCGGCAAGGCGAUCACGGCGGCUGGCCGCUCUUUCCUGGCGGCGCGCUCGACAUAAGCUGCACCGUCAAGGCCUACUUCGCGCUCAAGCUGAUCGGCGACGACCCGGAAGCGCCGCACAUGGCCCGCGCGCGCAAGGCCGUGCUCGCCGCCGGCGGCGCGGCGCGGUGCAACGUGUUCACGCGGAUCACCCUCGCACUCUUCGGCCAGGUGCCCUGGCGGGCCGCGCCGGCGAUGCCGGUGGAAAUCAUGCUCCUGCCGCGGUGGUUUCCCUUCCACCUGAGCAAGGUCUCCUACUGGUCGCGCACCACCAUCGUGCCGCUCACGAUCCUGCUCGCACUCAAGCCCAGGGCGAGAAACCCGCGGGGCAUCGGGAUCGCGGAGCUGUUCGCCACCCCGCCGGAGCGGGAAUGGCACUAUUUCCCGAGGCGGACCGCCACCGAAUGGUUCUUCCUGACCCUCGACCGCGUGAUCGCGCUCGGCGAGCGGUCGACGCCGCGAGCGUUGCGACGGCGCGCCAUCGACAAAGCGCUCGACUGGUGCAUGACGCGGCUCAACGGCGAGGACGGCCUCGGCGGGAUCUUUCCGCCGAUGGCCAACGUCCUGAUGGCCUUCGACACACUGGGCUACCCACCGGACCACCCGGCGCGCCGCACCGCCCGCCGCGCGAUCGAUUUGCUGGCGACUGAGCCGGUCGGCGAUAGCCAGUACGUUCAGCCCUGCGUCUCGCCGAUAUGGGACACGGGGCUCGCAGCGCAGAGCCUGAUGGAAUGCGGCGGCGAGGCCGAGCAGCGCGCGGCCCUCGACUCCCUCCCCUGGCUCACCGACCUUCAGAUCCUCGAUGUCGAAGGCGAUUGGGCAGAGACUCGGCCCGAUGCGCCGCCGGGAGGCUGGGCCUUUCAGUACCGCAAUGACUACUACCCGGACGUGGAUGAUACGGCGGUCGUGGGCAUGGCGCUCCACCGGGCCGAUCCCGAGGCGCACCGGGAGGCGAUCGAGCGGGCGGCCGCGUGGAUCGUCGCCAUGCAGAACGAGAACGGCGGCUGGGGCUCCUUCGACGCCGGGAACGAGCACUAUCAUCUCAACCGCAUCCCCUUCGCCGACCACGGGGCUCUCCUCGACCCGGCUACUGCCGAUGUCAGCGCGCGCUGCGUGAGUUUCCUCUGUCAGAUCGGCUAUGCGCGCGAGCAUGACACCGUUGCCAAGGGCAUCGACUAUCUGCUCGCCGACCAGGAAGAGAACGGCUCCUGGUUCGGCCGCUGGGGGACUAAUUCAUCUACGGCACCUGGUCGGUGCUCUGCGCAUUGA